Molecule: messenger RNA, 872 nt
Organism: Apis florea (little honeybee)
Lineage: Eukaryota; Metazoa; Arthropoda; Insecta; Hymenoptera; Apidae
Product: carbonic anhydrase 7
Cellular component (GO): cytoplasm
Molecular function (GO): carbonate dehydratase activity; zinc ion binding
Source: RefSeq, a predicted model, not a curated record
AUUGCGAUUCAUUGUUGUUGAAGGCGAUUCUCGAAAAUGGGGCCAAUCCCCUAUCGAUAUCGAUGAACGGAACUUAAUCAAGAUAAAGUUCCCCGCCCUUAUAAUGAGCGGCCAUUGGAGCAACGACGGUGAGGCGAAAAUGCGAAACAUCGGGACCACAGUUCGAGUGACGUUGGAGGGGAACAGGAGUCCAGCAACGAUCCAAGGAGGCCCUCUGGCGACCGACACCUACGAGCUUUCCGAAGUCGUGUUUCGAUGGGGCUCGUCGAACUGCAAAGGUGCCGAGCACACGCUGAACGGUACUUGGUUCACGAUGGAGGCGCAGGCGAUACAUUUUAACAAACGUUACGAAACGAUCGAGAGAUGUUGGCGCGAGAACGACGGCCUCGCGAUAUGCUCGUACUUCCUUCAAGCCUAUCAAGUCCCCACCUGGGACGAGCAUCCGUCUUUCUCCAAGAUCACCGACGAUCUCUACAAGAUCACCCAAUAUAACUCGUACGCAAAGUUACCGGCAAAUUGCUUGAGCUGGAUGAGGCAAGCUUGUCAAUCACCCGGUUAUUACAGUUACUUGGGCUCGCUCACCACGUUCCCGCAUUACGAGUGCGCUAUCUGGAUCGUUUUCCCGGAACCGGUCAGAAUUUCGGAGAAUCAGGCGGACCUGUUUCGCAUGUUGCGCAACAAAGAGGGCCGCUGCAUAAAGGAUAAUUAUCGCGAGGUGCAAAAAUUGAAUGGCCGUAUGGUUUAUUACGUGAAUUAAGUUAUUACGUGUCGUUAUCGAGUCGAAAAGUAUAUUAUUAAAGUUUAUUAUUGAUUAUAUUAUAUUAAACGUCGUGCCGUGUGUAUGUUUAAUAAAAAUCUAACGUAUAAUUCAC